Emys orbicularis (European pond turtle) is the source of this 448-nucleotide messenger RNA. RefSeq names its product ATPase H+ transporting V1 subunit F (gene ATP6V1F). The transcript has 2 exons. Gene Ontology annotation, biological process: proton transmembrane transport. The record is from RefSeq and is a predicted model, not a curated record. Gene Ontology annotation, molecular function: proton-transporting ATPase activity, rotational mechanism. Gene Ontology annotation, cellular component: proton-transporting V-type ATPase, V1 domain; membrane. NCBI's taxonomy places the organism in Eukaryota, Metazoa, Chordata, Testudines, Emydidae. Bases 14 to 448 code for a protein of 144 amino acids.
GCGGACUGGAGCCAUGGCCGGGCGGGGGAAGCUGAUCGCGGUGCUGGGGGACGAGGACACGGUGACGGGCUUCCUGCUGGGCGGGGUGGGCGAGCUCAACAAGCACCGCAAGCCCAACUUCCUGGUGGUGGAGAAGGACACGAGCCUGACCGAGAUCGAGGAGACCUUCCGGUGCGCGGGUGCCUUCUUGGGGGUGUCCGUUCCCCCAGUGCAGCCCCCCCCACCCAUCCCUGCCUCCCCCCGCAGGAGCUUCCUGGCCCGCGAGGACAUCGGCAUCAUCCUGAUCAACCAGUUCAUCGCGGAGCUGAUCCGGCACGUGCUGGACGGGCACACCCGCUCGCUGCCCGCCGUGCUGGAGAUCCCUUCCAAGGAGCACCCCUACGACGCCACCAAGGACUCCAUCCUGCGCCGCGCCCGGGGCAUGUUCACCGCCGAGGACCUGCGCUAG